Molecule: messenger RNA, 5501 nt
Organism: Brassica rapa (field mustard)
Lineage: Eukaryota; Viridiplantae; Streptophyta; Magnoliopsida; Brassicales; Brassicaceae
Molecular function (GO): catalytic activity
Source: RefSeq, a predicted model, not a curated record
AAAAAAAAAAAAAUUCGGAACAGGUCUAAAAUAUAACAGUUUACUCCGUGAGAAGAAAAUUGUGUUUUCGUGUACAUAUUUCAUUCUUUUUUGAACGAUUUUAUUACUGUGUAACUACGUGACUUUAUGACAUUGUCGGUUUCAAUCUCUGACUUAGAAGAAUUGUGUCUGCUCUCUAGUUCCCAUGGCAUCCUUCACUACUCAUCAUCUAGAAGUUGAGUUUAUAGGGUUUCUCCACAUUUUUUGUUGCUUUUGUGUAAUUACACUCUUAGCUAUCCUAUAUUUAUUUUUGGCUCUGCACAGUAGGGCUACCGACGGCCGUCAUGGCUUCGGAGGAGUCGGAAACAUCGGUGACGCCGGUGAUAGACGCGUCCAACGUUCAGGAAAAACAAUUGUCUUACGCUAAAGCGGUGAAAAGUGGUCCAACACUCUCUGCGCAUGUCUACGACAUGGAGAUGGUGGAGGGGAAAGAAGUUGUGCAAGUGCCAGAUGAGGUGAUACAAGACACAGUACCUCUCUGGGAUGAUCUUUUGGAAGGGAGAUUUCUAGCUCCUGCUCCACAUGUUGCAAAGAUUCACGUAAUUGUGAAUAAGAUUUGGCCCUUGGGGGAUCAAUUUAUUAAGAUUGACGUCUUUCCGGUUAAUGAAGUCACAGUAAAAUUCAGGAUCAAGGAUAUGGCUACUAGGAAAAGAAUCUUGCGUAGAGGAAUGUGGAACAUUGCAAACAUUCCAAUGGUCCUCUCAAAGUGGUCACCGAUAGUGGAGGAAGAAGAGGAAGAAGAGAUCAAAGUAGUACCAAUGUGGAUUACAAUGAAAAAGGUUCCCCACAAAAUGUUCUCGUGGAAGGGCUUGGGUUUCAUUGCUAGUGCAGUGGGUAAGCCGAAGAGACUUCACCCUGAUACCGUUCUAUGCACAAGUUUUGAAGAAGCAAAGGUGUUUGUUGAAGCUGACAUGACUAAGGAGCUGCCUAAAUCCCAUCGUUUCAAAUCAAAGUUAGGUGUUGAUGCAGAGGUGGAUUUUAUCUACCCUUGGCUUCCUGAUAAAUGCAAUAUCUGUACCAAAUGGGGGCACACUCAUAAGACGUGCAAGUCAAGGAUCAAAUUGUUGACAAGGCAAGAGGAUUCUGAAAUAGUUAUCAAGAAUGCUGCACCUGUUAAGAGUGUGACUGAGAUUAUCAACGUCGACAGUGUCAAAAUAAACACGGGGAAAGAAGUAGUAAAGGAAACAAUGGAGACAGGUGUAUCAGGAGGAGUGGUUGUGUCACCAGCUAAGAAUAACAGUAUGGAAGCUCGGGAUGUGAUUGUCAUAGGUGAAACUUCACGAGCUUUUGAAAAGACUACGUCCGUACAAUCUUCUCCAGCUGAUAUUGAAGGAAAGUGGAGGGACGUUUCUCCAUCUAAGCAUCGUUGGCAAGGAAUUAAACCAGCGGCAGAGCACACUACUGAGAUCUCACCAUCACGUUUUGCAGUGCUGUUAGAGCAAGGAAAUAACGAUGACUUGGAAGGAAAAAAUGAAACAGAGGAGCGAAGUGGUUCAAAUGAUAAGGAAAGAGAAGAAGGUGAAAUCCUAGAAACACCAGAAGAGACUUCUAAGGAGGUAUCAGCAGAGGUCUCAGAGGGAGAUUCAGAGGAGGAAACUGGAACCAAUGAACAUCUGAAUAUGAAUAUAGGAAAAGCGGGGAAAACAGAGAAAGUGCUGCAGGUAAAAAACGCACCUACAAGAAGAAAUAAUAUGUCGGGUUUCUUCUGGAAUGUUAGAGGGUUCAAUAAAUCAGUCAAACAUUCUGUAGUGAAGAAGUGGGUUCAGGACCAAGGUUUUAUGUUUGGAGCGUUGUUGGAAACACGAGUAAAAGAAGGGAAAAGUCAGAGGAUCUCGAAUUCAGUCUUCAAAGAUUGGAAUCUGAUAUCCAACUAUGAGUUUAAUCCACUUGGCCGAAUAUGGCUAGUGUGGAGACCGGAAGUUCGAGUCACACCGUUCUAUAAAACUGAUCAAAUGAUCACAGUCUCAGUUGCUAUUGGCGAAGACGUAGAAGAAUUUUUCUUCACAUGUGUUUAUGCUCAUAAUACUGAGACAGAAAGGAGAGAAUUAUGGAAUGAUCUUAAAGCCCAUCAGGACUCACCGAUUAUUCGUCACAAGGCUUGGAUAAUCACUGGGGACUUUAAUGAGAUUCUAGAUGCUGAAGAACAUUCGAUGUAUGGGCUGAGGAACACAUUAUCUCAAGGAAUGAGGGAUUUUCAGGAUACAAUGCAUCACUGCAAUCUGCUGGAUCUAGCUGCUCAUGGCCCUCAGUAUACAUGGACGAAUAAAAGAGAAGAAGGUCUUAUAUCUAAGAAGCUUGACCGAGUUUUGAUAAAUGAUCAUUGGCUUGGAUCUUACCCUCAGUCCUAUAGUGUUUUCGAGGCGGGAGGUUGCUCGGAUCACCUACGCUGCAGGGUUCAUCUCCGCUCAGCUUUGAAUCGGCCAAAAAGGCCUUUUAAGUUUGUCAACGCAAUUGCCGAACUAGAAGGUUUUAAGCCGCUAAUGGAGAAUUACUGGCAAACAACUGACCCUAUUUUCUUGUCAACGUCCUCGCUCUAUCGUUUCUCAAAGAAGCUAAAAGCUCUUAAACCAAAAAUAAGAGUAUUGGCAAAGGAAAAAAUGGGAAACCUCUCGGUGAAGACCAAGGAGGCCUAUGAGAACCUGUGUGUGUAUCAAGAGGAGACUAUCAGGAACCCAUCACAACAAAACUUGGAGAGAGAAAACAAUGCAUAUGCACGUUGGGAACAUGUUGCUCAGUUGGAGGAGGGAUUUCUCAAGCAAAAAUCUAAGCUGCAUUGGCUGAAGGUAGGGGACAAAAAUAACAGAGUUUUUCAUCGGGCAGCAACAGCAAGAGACAUCAAUAACUCGAUCAAAGAAGUAAAGUGCAGAGAUGGCCGCAUUGUUAAGAAACCAGAUGAAAUAAAAGAAGAAGCUGAGGGUUUCUUUAAAGAAUUUCUUCAGCAUCAGCCAACUGACUUUGAGGGAAUUGAUGUGUGUAAGUUGCAGGAGCUUUUACCAUACCGAUGCUCAGAGGCUGAUCAGCAAGAGCUUACAAAAGAGGUAACAGCGGAGGAGAUCACUAAAGUACUUUUCAGUAUGCCUUGUGAUAAAUCGCCUGGGCCAGACGGAUUCACAGUGGAGUUUUUCAAAGCUGCAUGGUCUAUUAUAGGACCGGAAUUCAUUAUUUCAGUGCAGUCUUUUUUCGCAAAAGGUUUCUUGCCAAAAGGAGUGAAUACAACAAUUCUGGCCUUAAUACCAAAGAAAACUGUGGCUCUUGAGAUGAAGGACUACCGACCAAUAUCAUUGUGCAAUGUCAUAUAUAAAGUCAUCUCAAAAAUAAUAGCCAACAGGUUAAAGCUCACGCUGCCGGACUUUAUUGCUCUGAACCAGACAGCAUUCGUAAAAGGCCGUCUUCUUAUUGAGAAUCUCUUGCUUGCCACGGAGCUGGUGAAAGACUAUCAUAAAGACACGGUAUCUUCUAGAUGCGCCUUAAAGAUAGACAUCUCUAAAGCAUUUGAUUCGGUUCAGUGGAGUUUUCUCUUCAACACACUGGAAGCUAUGGAUUUUCCUCCAAUGUUCAUUCAUUGGAUCUCCCUCUGUAUAUCAACGGCAUCGUUUUCUGUCCAAGUUAAUGGUGAGCUUGCUGGGUAUUUUCAAAGUACAAGAGGCCUACGGCAAGGAUGUGCUCUGUCGCCUUACCUCUUUGUAAUCUGCAUGAAUGUUCUGUCGAAGUUGCUAGACAAAUCGGCCAAGGAUAGUAACAUGGGGUAUCAUCCCAAAUGCAAGAAUCUGGGGCUAACCCACUUGAGUUUUGCUGAUGAUAUAAUGGUUUUCACAGAUGGCAGAGUCAGAUCCAUAGAAAGCAUUGUGGAAGUGUUUAAUUAUUUUGGAAAGGUCUCGGGCUUAAAAAUCAGUAUGGAGAAAACUACUAUCUACUAUGCGGGGUUGUCUGAAGCAGAAACAGGCUUACUGGAACAGCAGUUUGAAUUUGCGUCUGAGAAAUUACCAGUUCGUUAUUUGGGGCUGCCGCUGCUAACAAAAAAGAUGGGACAAGAGGAUUAUGGUAUACUCAUUGAUAAGAUAAGAACUCGUAUUACACAUUGGACGAACCGUUUCUUAUCGAUGGCUGGUAGAUUACAGUUGAUCCGCUCUGUUCUUUUGAGCAUUGUGAACUUCUGGAUGGCUGGUUUUGUAUUGCCUGGCGCGUGUAUAAAGGAGAUAAAUAGCAUAUGUGCAGCUUUUCUCUGGUCGGGGCCUGUUCUGAACCCAAGGAAGGCUAAGGUAUCUUGGGAAAUAGUUUGUAGGAGGAAGUGUGAUGGGGGCCUAGGUCUUCGGCCACUGAAAGAAACUAACCAAGUCAGCUGUUUAAAACUUAUCUGGCGGACAGUAUCUUCACAAGCAUCCCUGUGGGCUCAGUGGACUAAAAUGAAUCUUUUCAAGAAUGGCUCGUUCUGGUCGAUCAAAAAAAAUACUACAAAAGGUUCAUGGAUGUGGCGCAAGCUGGUGAAGCUACGAGACAAGGCUAAAGAUUUUCACAAGAUGCAAGUAGGUGAUGGAAAUAACACUUCUUUUUGGUUUGACUGUUGGUCGAGUAUGGGAAGGUUGUAUGACUUGUUUGGCGCGCACGGUGUUAUUGAUAUGGGAGUUUCAAUGACUACAACUGUUGCUGUUGCUCUGAGCAAUCGGAGGAGGAGAAGGCAUAGGAUUGAUGUAUUUAAUGAAGUUGAAAAAAUCUGUGAGGACCAAAGGCUGAAACUCACUGGAGAAACUGAUGUAGCACUGUGGAAACAGAGCGAAGGAAAGUAUCAAGCAGUGUUCAAGACAAAACAAACAUGGGAACUUAUUCGAAAAGAAGACCCUCCCGUUCAAUGGUGGAAGAGCAUCUGGUAUAAACAUCACAUCCCUAAAUACGCUUUCUUUCAUUGGUUAGCAAUUCAAAAUAGAUUGUCAACGGGUGAUCGCAUGUUGACAUGGAAUGUUGGAGCUAAUCCAUCAUGCGUUCUCUGUCAGAAUGUGAUGGAAUCAAGGGACCAUCUCUUUUUUGAGUGUAGUUACUCGGCAGAAGUCUGGUCGAAACUGGUGCAAGGUUUGUUACUGAACUCGUACACAACUUUGUGGUCGGAGCUGAUGGUACUGAUUCGGGACACCAAUGGAGGUUUGCUGGAAAGGUUCCUCAUUCGCUAUACACUGCAAGUCACUGUCUAUUUCCUAUGGCGGGAACGAAAUGAGAGAAGGCAUGGCAGUACACCAAUAUUGCCAGGUUUUUUGGUGAAGCUAAUUGAUAGGCAAGUCAGAAACAGAUGUCUCUCAUUGCGACAAAUAGGAGACUUGAAGUAUACAGGAGCAUUAACAUUGUGGUUUGCCACAAGAUAGAAGAUUUGGGUUGUAACAGAGUUCUAGUUUUCAAAAAACAGAUGCACUUGUUGUAAACAAAGUAGUUUUUCUUUGAAUAAAUUUAGCAUAUAUUCAAAAAAAAAAAAAAAA